GUUCCUCCCUCCACUAUUAGUCUACUGUCCAGCGCAGACUGUUGUCUGACCACGUUCCGCCGAUUCUGUCUUCCCGGUUACCUCUUUCCCACCCCUCCCACCCCUGGACCACGCGACGGGUGUCCCUGAGAGCGACAUAAUGGUGAUUGUCUACAGACUUCCCGGGGAUGCUGUUCAGUGUUCGACUCGCUCUUGAUUCCAUCAGUAAUCCCAGGUGCCAUGCCAGACUUCCUUCGGUUGUUUCUCGACGGAAAACCGCCCAUGAGACGCCAUGUCUCCGGAGAACAGCGAUGCCGGGCAAGAAACCGUGACCCGCCCUGAGGCCGAAGAGCCGACAAAAGACGAUAGCAGAAGCAGCAGCAGCGGCAGCAACCACAACCAUGACGCACCGCAGAGCUCAACAGGGGCUGGUCAGACUAAAUGCUCCAUCUGCCAAAGCACCUUUCGAAGGCCAGAGCACUUGAAGCGUCACUUUCGCAGUCACACAAAGGAGAAGCCGUUCGAGUGUGCGCAGUGUGGCCGACAUUUCUCCAGAACGGAUACUCUCCAUCGUCACGAACUCAGUCAUCAUAAUGCUGGAAUGGAAGGGGGAAAGGAUCGUACGCACCGGAUCACCGUCAAAACCUUCCGCGCUUGCUAUAAAUGCGCCAUAGCAAGGGUACGAUGCAGUGGGGGCUCGCCAUGCGCACGUUGCGAGAGUCGCUCCCUGGAAUGUCAGUAUCCGACCGAGAGACGAUCGAAAGCAAAGACGCGGAGGGAGGCUCAGCCCUCUUUAACAAAAGACGACACAUCGUACGAUCAGUCUUCUCAUCUGGUUCAGUCCACAUGGGCAAACGGUACCGACUUGCGUCCUUCACGCAAUGGAGAACAAUCCAUGCAACCGCCCUUUCAGUACCAGAUGACACAGUUUCAGCUACAGAUGCCCAUGUCGAAUGCAUCCAACGCAGUCUCAUCUAAACUGUCCGCAGAUCACAACAAUAUAGAGCCGGUAAACAGGCGUUCAGAUGAGACCAGGAUAAUUGGGCAAGCUCCCAGCGCCGAAGACAAUACUACUUUCUCAUCCUUGCACGAUUCUACUAGAGAGGUCAAGAAGAUGCGGGUCCCUUCUGUGCAAUAUGGUGACGCAGGAACAGAAGGGCUAUACUCACAAAUCGCAACAUCGACUGAAGACAUGGCUGAACCCGUCCACCGAACUGAGGGGCUGCAGUCAGUUAAAAGCUCUGAUACUAUAGCGAUGAUGCCAACAGUGGGAAGUCAGCAGGUACCAAUGGAAGUAAUACAGCCUUUACUGAAUCAGACCACUGCUCCUACGAUCAACUGGUUGCCUCAGGAUCUAGCUAAUGCGUCUAGCAACCGCCGUCAUUCGACAAAUACCUACCAAAAGACCUCUGGAAUCCUAGAUACUUCCCUUAAUCAAGCUUCGUGGUAUCCAUCCGUCAUACACGGUACUGAUAGUAGCUCAUUGGUGUCAGAGAAUGUAUCUCAGACACCAUCUGGGUACACGUCUCUAGGUGGUACCACUGAAAGCCCUAGCCAAUCACAUCUGAACCAGCGUGCUAGAAAUCACUCAGUGGAUGGUGCUAUUCCGAGAUCAUCGAGUUCUAGACUAAAUCAGGACUCUUGGUCUUUAUUAUGUGCUGCUUCCGCGAAUGCCUCGUUACAGCUGCAGCAAGCAGAUACCCGGCGUCAAUACUUGUUCCCUCAAUUUCCAGAGACGAGGGUCCAUACCACUAACGAGAAUAAGAAUGGCUAUCGCCACGCACUUGAACCAUCGGCAUAUGAGAGGAUACGCAGUGCAUUCAAUCAGUUGUGCUGCGUGGAGAGUAUACUGUAUCCAAAGUUUGAAACCGACCACUUGCCUAGUGCGGAGACACUGUCAAGCUUUGUUGAUCUAUACUUCGUGCAUUUUCAGCCUGUUUACCCAAUAUUCCACACUCCUACGUUCGAUAUAAACAAGUGCCAUUGGAUAGUGGUGCUAGCUCUGUCAGCAGUUGGUUGCCAUUUUGCUGGUAUCAAAGAACAGGUUGAGUGCGCGCCGGUGUUUCAUGAGUUCCUUAGACGCGCUACGAAUGUUGAGGGAGAAAAGUAUCUCAUCGAUCGAGCACCCGUGUGGCUUCUUCAAGCAUCAGUACUCAACUGCGUUGGAAUACUCUACAGUUGCGACGAACGAGCUAGGUGUUUAGCGUUGAAUACCUUUGGCAAUUUGGUCGGCUUUGUGACCCGCGCGAAACUUCUUGGUCACAGACCUAUACAGUCCUUAAACGGGAAGACGAAUGGGCAGCGCUGGGUGUCCUGGGUCGAGGACGAGAUCAGAAGACGUACAGGCUAUCUGAUAUGGCUUCUUGACUGCACCAUAGCAUACCAUUUUGACAAGCGCCCUUUGCUCUCUCUUGACGAGAGCCAAGCAACAUUGCCUUCCCACGAGACUCUUUGGGAGGCAGAAUCUCCAGAGGCCUGGGAAGAAGUACGGAGAGGAACAUCAGACCCGAAAGAAUCCUCCCUUUAUGAGGCCGUCCUUAUAAUGUACAUCGAGAAGGAGCUAGUACCUGAUCUCGGAGAGUUCAGCCAGCUUCUUCUCAUUCACGCGUUAUAUCACCGUAUGUGGGAGGUGGGAGACUACUUCCGCCGCCCCUUGUCCUUCUGGAACCCAACCUCGAAAAAGCAGUCACGGCAUUCCGCACUCCCAUCUGGCUCUGUGUGGCUACCCGGUAUACCGUCGUAUUCCAAAUGGCGCAACAGUGCAUGUGACUGCCUCGACAUACUCCAUUGGGCUGCUGGCAGCACAGUAGCCGGGACCGCUGGCCUCGAACAUCCCACAGUCUUGCAUCUCCACUUAGCUCGGAUAAUCCUCCUUGCCCCAUUUCGUGAAAUACGGACACUCGCAACAUCUCUGGCAAUGGAGGAAUCCCAUUGGCGUGAACGCGAACAGACCCUUGAAUGGCACUACAUACUACGCUGGGUCAAACAUGACCAGUACAAGGCCCGCCUGGCAGUUGUACACGCAGGUGCACUGCUAAGACAUGCCCGCGAUUUCUCGAGCCGUUCGUUCCAUGAGCCAGUCGCUGUCUUCCUGGCAACCCUAGUUCUAUGGGCGUAUGGCGCAUGCUACCCCUCACUAUCUGACAUGACGAGCUGCCGUGAGGCAGGACACGGCAUGUCCGAAAAACCUCUGUUUAUUCAUCUCGACAGACCCUGCGAUGAUGAACUAGCCCAACUUUUCGUGCGCGAAGGCCAUGGCAUGAAAGCGGUUCUGACCGGUGUUGGGGAUGUAUGUGCUCCGCAAGGACCAGCGGAGACCCUCAAAGCUGGCUGUUCGAUACUUGCUGGCCUUUCGUCGUGGGGGAUCUCGAAACGAUUCACCGCGAUCUUGGGCAAGCUUUCCGAGAUAACAUCCAAGUCGUAGACAGACUUAUUGAGCACGUUGAAGUGAUGAGCGCUGGCUGAUUGUAUAUUAGUGAUUGUAUAAUUAGAUCAUGG
Messenger RNA from Aspergillus vadensis CBS 113365, 3477 nucleotides. RefSeq names its product putative C2H2 transcription factor. NCBI's taxonomy places the organism in Eukaryota, Fungi, Ascomycota, Eurotiomycetes, Eurotiales, Aspergillaceae. The record is from RefSeq and is a predicted model, not a curated record. The transcript is spliced from 6 exons. The coding region runs from base 272 to 3403 and encodes 1043 amino acids. Gene Ontology annotation, molecular function: DNA-binding transcription factor activity, RNA polymerase II-specific; zinc ion binding; DNA binding. Gene Ontology annotation, biological process: regulation of DNA-templated transcription; DNA-templated transcription.